This is a messenger RNA of Trichoplusia ni (cabbage looper), 3309 nucleotides long. It is a transcript of the gene CPR79, whose product is annotated as signaling mucin HKR1-like. The record is from RefSeq and is a predicted model, not a curated record. Gene Ontology annotation, cellular component: extracellular matrix. NCBI's taxonomy places the organism in Eukaryota, Metazoa, Arthropoda, Insecta, Lepidoptera, Noctuidae. The transcript has 4 exons. Bases 586 to 2163 code for a protein of 525 amino acids.
UUUUCGUUUAAUUUGAAUAUGUAAAGUGAUAUAUUUUUAGCACAUGACAGGUAUUGAUAGGUUAACUUCAUUCAUUCGUUUUUGACAUCCGAAAAUAUUUCAAACUAUAAAUAUAACAAUAGGACCAUAAUUUAUUUAUAAACUGGUUCUAGUCUGUGACUAAUGUAUCGAUAGAAUGCAAGGAAAUAACUCAACUUCCAUAGAACUGUUGACCUAUAUUCAAUAACACUUAACUGAGAAACAAUUGAGCUUAAUCCAAAUGUAUCUCACGUAUUCUAAACUUAAUUAAGUAAUAUUUAUAGUGCUAACAUAUCUGUAAGUUAACAUAAUGGUGUUCCAAACGUGUGGUAGUCGUAAAUUAGUAAAUAACCCGUACUUAAGCCGCUAGUGCCGCGCCCAACGAAGUGCCCAUACUGUGACGGCGAACGUGAAAAAGUGUGACUGCGUCUUACACAUAUGAGAUCGCUAUAUAAGACUUUGCGGACCCAUUUUGCUCUCAUUUCGAUUUACGCUUAAGUUUGGCAAAUACACUUCGAGCUUUCAACAGCUUUAUGCGAUUGUAGUUUGCUUAUAAUAAACAUCGAAAUGAAGUCGAUCAUUAUCAUAGCGACAGCUCUUCAAAUUGCGAUUGCUUAUCAUGAUCCCGAUUUGAAUUAUCACCUGAGCCAAGUACAGAAAGUGUCGAACUGUGACAAAGGGUACUCGUACGCAGCACCUGCAGUCCAGCUCACCACGACAGGUGUUAAGGCACCAGCACCCGCCAACACCUACCUUCCCGUCUCACAACCAAUUGUAGUAGCACCUGCCAUCCAAUACUCUGGAAGUUCUGGGUACUCAAGCGGUGGAAGCGCAGGAUAUUCCGCGAGUGCAAGCUCAGGAUAUUCAUCCAGUGGAAGUUCAGGAUAUUCAGCUGGAGGAGGAGGCGGAUACUCCACUGGAAUCACUUAUCAAUCCGUGGCACCACAAAUUACCUAUGCGACACAACCAGCUUCUUCUUACCAGUCAUCAUCGUCGCUCGCCUCCAACUACGCCACUGCCCAAGAAUACAGUACUAAAGAAGUUCACGGAUAUGCCACUUCAGCUGGACUCUCAUCAGCUGCGACUAACAGCAAGACCGUGACACCUCUUGCAACCUACGCACAAGCACCAAUCAUCUCCAAAGUGACAGCGGCUCCACUUAUCGCCAAAUUUUCUUUGGCUCCCGCGAAGACCUCAUACAUAACACAGAACUUGGUCGCACAACAAGCUUACUCAACAGGUUCACUGGCUAAGGCGUCACUCAACUCCUACAGCAACGUCCAUUCUGGUGGUCCCGUGGUAUCACAAGUGUAUGCCGCUCCGUCUUCUGGCUAUGCAACAUCGCCCGCUUUGAGAGUGCAACAAGCCCAGGUUGCGCAAUACUCUGCAGUUGCAGCGCCUGCAGUCGCCCAGUACAGCCACGUUUCCGUAGCGGCGCCUGCAGCGGUGUCCUACGCUGCUCCAUCCGUAUCACAGUACGCUAAUUCAGUAUCUCACGGUACUGCGUCAUCUUCUAACUACUUCACACCAGUCGUCUCGCAGCAUUCCGGUUCAGUGAACUCCGGUCAAUACUCUGGAGCUGUAGUGACACAGCACGCAGCGCCUGUAGUGCAGCAGUACUCUGCACCAGUGGUGGCUCAGUACUCGGCUCCCACGGUAGUGCAGCACUCUGCUCCCGCGCCAUCAGUUGCACACUACUCAGCGCCGGCAGUAACGCACUACUCGGCGCCAGCUGUCGGUCAGUACUCAGCUCCAGCUGCGGCGCACUACUCGGCCCCAGCAGUGGCUUCAGUGUCUCAUUACGCGAGUGCUCCCGUGGUAUCGCACGUGACCUCAUCGGCAUACUCUGCGCCUGCUGCUGCUCCUGCAGUUACCAAGGUAGCAGCUGGACCUCUCGUCAAGAAUGUUCACACCGAGUUCUUGGAGAAUUAUGACGCCCACCCGCGCUAUGCUUUCGAAUACAGUGUCAACGACCCCCACACCGGGGACAUUAAACAACAGAAGGAGGAGAGAGACGGUGAAGUCGUCAAAGGUCAGUAUUCCCUCGUGGAGCCGGACGGUUCCGUGCGAACUGUGAACUACGUUGCCGACUGGGAGACUGGUUUCCACGCCGACGUUCGCAACAGCAAAGACAAUCAACACUAGAUAAAAUUCGGAAAGGAACAUUGUCUCAGCAUUCGGCAUUCCUUAUUCGGUCUGACCACCUGUCGAAACCUAAAUUAGUGACCUAAACGGUCGUUCGUAGUUUAUGAUGUAAAUAAAUUAGGAAAACGUAACGAAUUGGAUAAGAACGGAAGUCGAUAGCCUUGUUCGGUCAGGCAUGUUUGGUAAAACAUGAUUUAUGUUUGUCAAGGGAAAUUCUUCUGAAAGCUACCAGGAUUAGAUUCAAGUAAAUGCCAUUAUCAUAAAUGUUUAGUAAGUAGAUACCGACCCGGUUUAAUUAGCCGAGUAGUUUAAGGUUCAUUAUAAUCAAUGCCAUAAUUAGAAUCGCAAAAGUUCCGAAUAUUUUUUAUAUCGAGUUUAUAAUACUAAGGACCGCCUACGUCAUCUCUACCAUUACAUCACUUCUCACUUACCAUUAAGUAAGUAAAAUCCUUUCCAUUAUUCAUAUCAUCGUAAGUUUGUUACCCAGAUUGUCGAACUUUCCUUUCUACACUUUAAAUUGUUGGUAUACGCAACUUGGAUAGGAACCAGGCCUUGAACACUGAGGCAGACCAAAUACAAAGUACCGCUCACUUUAUUUCCGCAUUCACCAUCCUUUCAAAAUGUAAACAAAGGCGUUUAUAUCCAUUAAGAUAUUCGAAGUAUGAAGUACAUUUUUCUUUACAGAAUUAUGUAAAAGCUCCUUUAAUGCCAUGAGGCUAGGCUAUCAAUAUUAGUCAUGCUAUUGUAUUUGAAAUUACUAUCUAUAAUCGAUUUGCUUAGGUACUCAAAAAGGUGAAAUCUUGGUGUUGCUUUUUAUACAAACCCAUACCAAUAUUAAAAAAGAAAUAAGUGAUAUACUCGAAUUAGUAAUCUUUAUCGUCUUUUGCAUAUGUUUUUAGUCGCGUUUUAUUUUUUAACUAAGUUUCUGGACAAAAUGACAUGCCAAGAUUGUUUACCUGUUUUUAAGCACUCAAACAAACUGAGUAUUUUUAAUUUUGUAUAGAAUUCUAAAAUGUAUAUAAUAUAAAGUUAUUAUAAUCGGUAAGUAUAUUUUUUGUAACCUAUUAUAUAAAUAAAAUACAAAAUAAGCAAAACUUUGUACAUACUUGUGUAAGUUUGUGCACAAUUAAAUGUGACUGAUGAAUA